GCAUAACUAACGCUGUCAGAAUAUACUACUUGAAUAAGCAUGAAGAUUGUUAACAAAGACGAAGAUAAAAACGAAAGUUCUGACGAUGAUAGACAGCAGGAAAAGAAACCAUCCAACCCCCACUAUCACCAUCUCCAACCCGAAGACACAGACAUGCACGGACACAGGUGCUGCUGGCCACCUGCCAAGAUGACCUACUUAGUGCUGGUAUGGACAACUGUCACAUGCCUCUGCUGGACAUCAGGUUCUGCUCAGGUCCCUGUCCGUUACCCCAAGAUCCACGACAGCGAGGCGCUGGCCUGUGGGUGUCACGAGAAGAACACCUGCGAACUCUUCCUGUGGUUCCGCAGCCGGGAGAAUGGAAGCAAGCUGCAGUUCCUGGUGAGCGUGAACAACGCUGACCGCAAUUACACCAACCCAGGCUUGGACAAGACCCGCUUCAUUGUCAAGAUGAACGGCGCCAAGUCGACGCUGCGCAUCGCCAACUUGAAGCGGGAGGACAGUGGCGUGUACUCCUGUGUGUCGAAGAACAAGCAGGCGGCGGGCAUCGGGGCUCCGGGGGUCCUUCUGCUGCCUGGAGUGACCCCUCCAGAACCCACGCCUCAACCCACAUCUAAGCCGGUCUGCAGGUGCCCGGAGAACAGCCAUAAACUGCACCCAAAGGGCUGUGGCUCCGAUGCCCUGUGGCCAUCGGUGGGCAUCCUGGCGGGCUUGGCCCUGGCGCUUCUCGCCACACUGUACUACUUCAGCCGGUUACCCAAGAAAUGCCGCCACCACUUUGUAAAGAAAGAGAGAAGAUGAGACUAAACUAAACCAAUCGAUCUAAAGCUCACAUCAAACCGUGUUGGUUUUGUACCCCAUGUAUAGAAUUCAUGCCCCCCAUGGUUUUUGAAUGAUCCUAAUACCACGGCUAUGCUAAGUGAGUGCUUAUUAGAGACUUGUACCAACUUUGAAAAGUACCACUGAGGUUGAAGUGACUGAAGUUAUUUCUGUAUGUAAAUAGAAUUUCUUGUAAGUACAAUGAAUGUUCCUCUUUUGUAUUGACACAUUUAUUAAAAUAUUUAAAAUCACAAUUUGAAUGUAACGACUCUUGUCCAUUUUAUUCAUUGGUCUUGUUUGGGGCUUUUCAUUCAUUUAAAAUGUGUGGAAGACAUUUGAAUCAAUCUUAAUAUUUGAUAAAGAGAGAGAUCAUGUUAAAGACUUGAUGAAGAUAAUUCAUUGGCAGUGCUUG
This is a messenger RNA of Gadus chalcogrammus (walleye pollock), 1231 nucleotides long. RefSeq names its product cd8 beta (gene cd8b). Gene Ontology annotation, biological process: regulation of immune response. Gene Ontology annotation, molecular function: MHC class I protein binding; coreceptor activity. Bases 40 to 801 code for a protein of 253 amino acids. Gene Ontology annotation, cellular component: cell surface. Lineage: Eukaryota; Metazoa; Chordata; Actinopteri; Gadiformes; Gadidae. The record is from RefSeq and is a predicted model, not a curated record. The transcript has 7 exons.